Fopius arisanus is the source of this 831-nucleotide messenger RNA. RefSeq names its product chymotrypsin B-like. Lineage: Eukaryota; Metazoa; Arthropoda; Insecta; Hymenoptera; Braconidae. The record is from RefSeq and is a predicted model, not a curated record. Gene Ontology annotation, molecular function: serine-type endopeptidase activity. The transcript is spliced from 4 exons. The coding region runs from base 16 to 831 and encodes 271 amino acids. Gene Ontology annotation, biological process: proteolysis.
UAUCGCCGAUGUAAAAUGGUGUCACGACUGAGAUUCUUCAAUUUAGCCAUAUCGAUAGCAUUCGGAAUAAUCGGCGGGGCUAUUGCUCGAUCUCCUCAGAGGAUUGUCCAUGGGAAAGACAUCAGUAUCGGGGAGUUUCCCUCGACAGUAGUUUUGCAGCGAUUAUCAGGGAAACAUCUCUGCGGAGGAACGCUCAUUAGCUUCAAGCAUGUGUUAACGGCUGCUCAUUGCUUCACCCGUGGCUCUAAACCCGUGGGCAAUUUUGAUGUAGCACCUGCUUCAGGAAUAAAAAUAAUUCCCGGUCAUGACCAGUUAACCGACAGUAAUAACUUGAAAUAUUACCUCGCUAGUCAUAUCGAUAUACAUCCGCAGUGGCAAGGAGAAAUCGAUGAUAGAAAUUCAGAGGCAGAUCUCGCGGUCGUGACGCUCCAAACUGAAAUUUCGGAGAACGAAUUCCAAAAAAUUUCUCCACUACCAAGUACCAUCUUUGAACCCGAUACUCUAGCUACAGCCGUUGGCUGGGGACUGACAGAUGAAAAGGAAUCGGGUUUACCAUCUAAAAAUCUCCAGGGAAUCAGUCUCAAAGUUCUUGACACUAAUUUCUGUAAAGCCCAUCGGGAUCCAUUCCUUCCAAAUAACGUAAUCUGUGCGGAGGGGAGUAAUCGUAAAGCUUCCAUUUGUACUGGCGACAGUGGUGGUCCUCUCUACAACACUAAAAAAGAAGUUAUCGGAGUGAUUUCCUACAGUUAUGAAUGCACUGGUGAUUUCGCAAGUGUUUUUACCGAUGUCUUUGCAUACAAACAAUGGAUUGAACAUAUUAAAAAUCAUUAA